AUGUAUUUGUAUUCCAGUUCUGACCUUGAAGUGGAGUUGACAGCUGAGGUGAGAGUGGAGGGCUCGUCAUUGCUCAGUAUCCUGUCCACUGUCACCCCUGGUAUAGGCAGCAGGAAGACAGGUAAAUACCUUGUACCAACUCCAAUACACACAUACAAUACUCUACUUCCCCCAAACACACACACACACACACUUGACAGAUUGUGGACCCCCAGGUAGUUGAUAAAGGCCUAAUAUUUCUUGUCUCAUCUUUCAGGGUUGCUCUUUGAUCCCCGGCCCUCAGCAUCCCUCGUCCACCUACAACCCCAGGCUACAGGGAGUACUGGACUGCAGCUUGCCCCAGGCCCAGCUCCCAUCCUGGGCCAUGGACUUAACUCAAACCCUAGGACUUAAAGGGAUGCCUGCUGUCCCUCCUCCUCACAGGAUCACAGAGACUGCCAAGAGCCCCCUGCCCUCCUCCACCUCUCCCUCCUCCCCUUCCUCCUCUCCCGCCUCCCCACCUUCCUCUUCAUCCUCCUCUCCUGGCACCGUGGCAACCAGCUACCACAAUGACAUCCAGGAAGGCAGGACCAACAGCGUGACGGUGGGUGACGUGGUGUCCUCCACUUCUGCUUCCCUGGCUCCCCCCUCCUCCCACUCUGACCCCCCUUUCUCCUCCUCUGAUCCCUUGUUAUGCCUCUCCUCCUCACCCCAAAGGGGAACCGACGGACAAAAAGAGGGCGAGACGGAGAUCUAUGACCCGUUUCACCCCACGGAAGGAGAGAGGGAGGGAGGAGCGGCCGAGGAGGAAGAAGGGGAAAAGUAUGACCCCUUUGAUCCGACCGGCUCACCCCCCUCAGCGAGAGAGGAGGAGGAGCGAGAGAUGGGGGGAGGGAGGGAGAGAGGGAACAGCGUGAGCAGCAAGGGGAGUGAUGCCAGAGGGAAGAGAAGGAAGGCAGAGACAGGGAGGACAGGAGGAGAGGAGAAAGACAAUGCUCCUCCAGACUCCACGGACGCUCUCUCUGUUCCCCCGCUCUCCCCGCGCUCCCUCCCUCUCCCCCUCCGGAGGAGGCUGGACCGAUCCAAAGAGCCCCGGGUGAAAGUACGGGACAGGAGAGAGAAGGCGGACCACUCGGACCACUCUGAGAUUGAGGAGGGUGAGAUCGUGGGGGCCAACGAGAGGGACGGAGGGAAGAGGGAGGAGAGAGGCCGGGAAGGAGUUCUUCCUCUCGUCCUCCCCAUCUCCUCCGGCAGUCCUUUCCUCCACGGGGGAGCCAAGCCGGAGAGGAUCCUGAGGGUGCUGGACGGGGACAGCUUUGUGUCGGUGCGGGCUGAGGGGGACUGGGCGGGGCCGGUGAUGCCUGGCAUGGAGGAUGGGGAGCCCAUGGAGGAGGAGGAAGAGGAGGAGGUGGUGGUGGUGGUCGGGGCGGAAGAUCUGAGGAGGAAGCUGGUAAGCCGGCGUAAAGCGAGAUACCGCUCCUCCUCCCCCCCCUCCCCGCACACCGCCGAGAAGGACAAGAGCCGCAAGUCCUGCAAGAGCUCCAAGGAAAGGGAGCGGCGCAAGCGGAAGGAGGGCAAGGUAGGGGAGGAGGAGGAGAGGAGGAGGAGAAAGAAAAGGAAAGAGAAGGAUGGCGGUGGAGAGAAGAGUGGGGAGAGGAAGGAUAGACACAGGGAAAGGGAGAGGGGGCGGCGGAGUGAGAAAGAGAAGAAAACAAAGGUGGAGGAGGAGAGAGGGAGGAGCAGCAGAAGCGAUAGUAGGAAGAGGAAGAAGAGACGACGGAGCACUCCGGAAUCUUCAACACGCCCCCGCUCACAAAACUCCUCAGUGCAGCAGACGCACAGGGGCCGCUCCUGGUCAAACACUUCAGAGGACCGACACAGAGAGAGAGACGGGGACAGAGACAGAGAGAAGAACAGAAACCGGUACAGAGAUGGGGAACGAGACGGAGAUCGAGACAAGGACAGAAAGAAAGACGACACCCGGAGAAGGGAGAGGAAUGGAGACUCCAGCCGGAUAAAUAGGGAAAGAGAGCGAGACGGCGUCCGCGAAUCGACCAGCCGAGAAAGAGGCAGCUCCAAGAGGUCCAAAGGAAGCAUAGAACGAAGGCACCGGGACAGAGAAAGGCACCGGGACAGAGAAAGGGACAGGGAGAGACGUCGAGACGGUCGACCCGUGGUGCCGCCGUCCAUCCAGGAUCUCAAUGGCUCUGACCUGUUCGCCAUCAAGCGCACCAUCACGGUCACCACAACCACCACCACCACUCUCCCCGGUUCCCCCCCGCUGGCUCCAUCCUCCCCCCGCAGCCCCUCCCAGGGCUCCGACAAGCCCCACAAGAGGCAGAAGAAGAGGCGUCGGCGCUCGGAUGAAGGGUUGGAAGACCGCAUGGGCCGGCAUGGGAGCCGCUCCCUCUCGCCGCCGUCACAUUACCAUGGCUACGACUCUGACCACUUCUCAGACAAACUGGAGAUAGACAUACACUCUCUGGACGGAGAGGCCCUGGACUCAGACUACCCCUCUAUAGAAGACUCCCCACCCCCUCCCCAGCCUUUGGAACCUGCUGCCCCCAGCCCAAGCGCCAAACCAAAGACCGCCACCAAACCUGGACGCCACCACUUCAAGAAGAAAUCCCGAACGGGCAAGAAAGCUGGUCAGUCCGAGUCGUCCUCUUCCUCCUCAGUUCGACCCAAAGGCAAGGGGCUCGCCAUCUCUUCACUCUCCCCGACCCAGGCACCCUCCGGCCCGGCCUCCGCCCCAGCCACCCUCCCCUCCUCGGCCAAACGAGGGCGGAAGAUGGGGAAGGAGAAAGAGCGUGGUGAAAAAGGAGGAAAGAAAGAGUCUGGUCGGUCUGGCAGGUCCAAGAAAUUGAGCGGAGGUGUUGGGAGGAAAGCCAAGCUGCAGUCCAAAGUGUCAGUGCUGGUGCGUGAGGGCGUGAGCAGCACCACGGGGGGCCCGGUGGGCUCAGGGAAGCUCGGCAUGGAGCUCCUCGGUGCGGGCGGGCCAGUAGGGGGCUCUGGGGGGCCGGUGGUGGGUGGCUCCAUUGCAGUGGUCUUUAGGAGGGACAAUGAGAGCAGGUCUCCGUUCCUCAAGCCCUGCUCUGAGCCUCUAUUGCUGAGUGGACGCAACAAGGACCUGGGGAAGGUGGGCAAACGCAGUUCCCUGGCCGCUCCUCCUUCCUCCUCGCUGGCCAAUCCCACGGUGGCAGCACUGAAGUCCAAGAAGGCCAAGCCCAGCUCCACCACCUCCACUUCCUCCUCGGCAUCUUCGCCCUCAUCGUCCCUGGCAACCAAGCGUAGGCGGCGGCUUGCGAAGAAGACGCGGGGAGAGAAAAGCUUAGCCGGUGGUUUGACGGACAUGGAUGGCGCCUUGGCCAACUGUAGCUCUGAGGGCGGCGGCUGGGGUGGGACUUCCUCCGACAUCCAAUCAGGAGUCGGGGCUAAACCCUCCAGUCCGCACUCCGGUCCAGCCGGUCCAAUCCCUUCCUCGUCCUCUUCAUCAUCGUCCUCUUCCACCAGUGUCCUCCCCCCGUCCUCCUCACCCCCCCACACUUCUCCGCCCUCCCUCCCCGCCUUGCGUGAUGCUCGGGAGUCCUCUCCUGACUCUCAGACGGUGGACAGCAGCUGUAAGACCCCCGAGCCCUCCUUCCUACCCGAGGACUGCCCCGCUCAGACCCAGAGCACCCCCAACCUGCCCCCCUCCAGUCCCCCGGCCCUACCCUCCUCCCAGGGGGCAGGCCUCUCACAGUACGGCCCCUCCAACAUGAAGCCCCUCCCUCUGGACGAAGGCUCCAAAUCUUUGGCCUCACCCCCUUGCUCCUCCUCAUCUGGCUCUGUCCCCGCCUCUCUCUCACUUCCUCGUUCCUCCACAGACCCCUCCUCCUCUUCCUCCUCUUCUGUUUCUUCCUCCUCGGCCAACAAGCUGCCACCGCCUCCUCCUCCCCCUCCUCCUGCUGCCCCUACCCUCCCCUGGAGUCUGCAGACAGGAGUGGACUGCACGGCCGGAGGAGUUUUAGCAUGUAAGUCUCUGUCAAUAGCAUUCAUUAUAACAACGUUUUGGUGGAGGGGCAUUACAUUUUUGUGUAUUCCUGUUGCUACUAUGAAGUAUAUAAUAUGUAUAAGGUUUAACUCUCUGUAUUUCAGUGACAGCUCUGCUGUUUAAGAUGGAAGAGGCCAAUAUCGCAAGUAGAGCCAAAGCCCAAGAGUUCAUCCAUGCUACAAGCCAGGUGUGUGUGUCUUUGAGUAAAUUAUGUUCCGUUAUGUGUGUGUGUAUGUACAGUUGAAGUCGGAAGUUUACAUACACCUUAGCCAAAUACAUUUAAACUCAGUUUUUCACAAUUCCUGACAUUUAAUCCUAAUAAAAAUUCCCUGUCUUAGGUCAGUUAGGAUCACCACUUCAUUUUAAGAAUGUGAAAUGUCAGAAUAAUAGUAGAGAGAAUGAUUUAUUUCAGCUUUUAUUUAUUUCAUCACAUUCCCAGUGGGUCAGAAGUUUACAUACACUCAAUUAGUAUUUGGUAGCCUUUAAAUUGUUUAACUUUGGUCAAAUGUUUUGGGCAGCCUUCCACAAGCUUCCCACAAUAAGUUGGAUGAAUUUUGGCCCAUUCCUCCUGACAGAGCUGGUGUAACCGAUUCAGGUUUGAAGGCCUCCUUGCUCGCACACGCUUUUUCAGUUCUGCCCACACAUUUUCUAUAGGAUUGAGGUCAGGGCUUUGUGAUGGCCACUCCAAUACCUUGACUUUGUUGUCCUUAAGCCAUUUUGCCACAACUUUGGAAGUAUGUUUGGGGUCAUUGUCCAUUUGGAAGACCCAUUUGCGACCAAGCUUUAACUUCCUGACCGAUGUCUUGAGAUGUUGCUUCAAUAUAUCCACAUAAUUUUCCUUCCUCAUAAUGCCAUCUAUUUUGUAAAGUGCACCAGCCCCUCCUGCAGCAAAGCAUCCCCACAGCAUGAUGCUGCCACCCCCGUGCUUCACGGUUGGGAUGGUGUUCUUCGGCUUGCAAGCCACUCCCUUUUUCCUCCAAACAUAACGAUAGUUAUUAUGACCGAAUAGUUCUAUUUUUGUUUAAUCAGACCGGAGGACAUUUCUCCAAAAAGUACGAUUAUUGUCCCCAUGUGCAGUUGCAAACUGUAGUCUGGCUUUUUUAUGGCGGUUUUGGAGCAGUGGCUUCUUCCUUGCUGUGCGGCCUUUCAGGUUAUGUCGAUAUAGGACUCGUUUUACUGUGGCUAUAGAUACUUUUGUACCUGUUUCCUCCAGCAUCUUCACAAGGUCCUUUGCUGUUGUUCUGGGAUUGAUUUGCACUUUUCGCACCAAAGUACGUUCAUCUCUAGGAGACAGAACGCGUCUCCUUCCUGAGCGGUAUGACGGCUGCGUGGUCCCAUGGUGUUUAUACUUGCGUACUAUUGUUUGUACAGAUGAACGUGGUACCUUCAGGCGUUUGGAAAUUGCUCCCAAGGAUGAACCAGACUUGUGGAGGUCUACCAUUUUUUUUUUUUUCGGAGGACUUGGCUGAUUUCUUUUGAUUUUCACAUGAUUUCAAGCAAAGAGGCACUGAGUUUUAAGGUAGGCCUUGAAAUACAUCCACAGGUACACCUUCAAUUGACUCAAAUUAUGUCAAUUAGCCUAUCAGAAACUUCUAAAGCCAUGACAUCAUUUUCUGGAAUUUUCCAAGCUGUGUAAAGGCACAGUCAACUUAGUGUAUGUAAACUUCUGACCCACUGGAAUUGUGAUACAGUGAAUUAUAAGUGAAAUAAUCUGUCUGUAAACAAUUGUUGUAAAAAUUACUUGUCAUGCACAAAGUAGAUGUCCUAACCGACUUGCCAAAACUAUAGUUUGUUAACCAGAAAUGUGUGGAGUGGUUGAAAAACGAGUUUUAAUGACUCCAACCUAAGUGUAUGUAAACUUCCGACUUCAACUGUAUGUGCAUCAGUACAGUACCAGUCAAAAGUUUGGACACACCUACUCAUUCAAGGGUUUUUCUUUAUUUUUUACUAUUUUCUAAAUUGUAGAAUAAUAGAAAAGACAUCAAAACUAUGAAUCAUGUAGGAACCAAAAAAGUGUUAAACAAAUGAAAUUAUAUUUUAUAUUUGAGAUUCUUCAAAUAGCCACACUUUGCCUUGAUGACAGCUUUGCACAAUCUCUUGGCAUUCUCUCAACCUGCUUCAUGAGGAAUGCUUUUCCAACAGUCUUGAAGGAGUUCCCACAUAUCCCUUCACUCUGUGGUCCAACUCAUCCCAAACCAUCUCAAUUGGGUUGAGGUCGGGUGAUUGUGGAGGCCAGGUCAUCUGAUGCAGCACUCAAUCACUCUCCUUCUUGGUCAAAUAGCCUUUACACAGCCUGGAGGUGUGUUGGGUCAUUGUCCUGUUGAAAAACAAAUGAUAGUACCGCUAAGCGCAAACCAGAUGGAAUGGCGUAUCGCUGCAGAAUGCUGUGGUAGCCAUGCUGGUUAAGUGUGCCUUGAAUUCUAAAUAAAUCACUGACAGUGUCACCAGCAAAGCACCCCCACACCAUCACACCUCUUCCAUGCUUCACAGUGGGAACCACACAUGCGGAGAUCAUCCGUUCACCUACUCUGCGUCUCACAAAGACACGGCGGUUUGGACUCCAGACCAAAGGACGAUUUCCACCGGUCUAAUGUCCAUUGCUCGUUUUUCUUGGCCCAAGCAAGUCUCUUCUUCUUAUUGGUGUCCUUUUAGUAGUGGCUUCUUUGCAGCAAUUCGACCAUGAAGGCCUGAUUCACGCAGUCCCCUCUGAACAGUUGAUGUUGAGAUGUGUCUUACUUGAACUCUGAAGCAUUUAUUUGGGCUGCAAUCUGAGGUGCAGUUAACUCUAAUGAACUUAUCCUCUGCAGCAGAGGUAACUCUGGGUCUUCCUUCCCUGUGGCGGUCCUCAUGAGAGCCAGUUUCAUCACAGCGCUUGAUGGUUUUUGUGACUGCACUUGAAGAAACUUUAAAAUUUCUUGACAUUUUCCGGAUUGACUGACCUUCAUGUCUUAAAGUAAUGAUGGACUGUCAUUUCUCUUUGCUUAUUUGAGCUGUUCUUGCCAUAAUAUGGACUUGGUCUUUUACCAAAUAGGGCUAUCUUCUGUAAUAUACCCCUACUUUGUCACAACACAACUGAUUGGCUUAAAAUGCAUUAAGAAGGAAAUAAAUUCCACAAAUUAACUUUUAACAAGGCACACCUGUUAAUUGAAAUGUGUUCCAGGUGACUACCUCAUGAAGCUGGCAGAGAGAAUACCAAGAGUGUGCAAAGCUGUCAUCAAGGCAAAGGGUGGCUACUUUGAAAAAUCUCAAAUAUAUUUUGAUUUGUUUAACACUUUUGUGGUUACUACUUGAUUCCAUGUGUUAUUUCAUAAUUUUGAUAUAUUCACUAUUAAUCUACAAUGUAGAAAAUAGUUUAAAAAAAGUAAAACCCUUGAAUGAGUAGGUGUGUCCUAACUUUUGACUGGUACUGUAUAUACUAGGCGGUGUCAGAUGAAGGCCCCAGUCACCCAAGUCAUAAACUGUUCUCUCUGCUACUGCACAGCAAAUGGUACUGGAGCGCCAAGACUAGGUCCAAAAGGCUCCUUAACAGCUUCUACCCCCAAGCUCUAAGACUGCUGAACAAUUAAUCAAGUGGCCACCCGGACUAUUUACAUUGACACCCACCCCUUUGUUUUUACACUGCUGCUACCUGCUGUUUAUUAUCUAUGCAUAGUCAGUUUACCCCUAUCUACAUGUACAAAUUACCUCGACCAACCUGUACCCCUGCACAUUGACGCAGUACCAGUACCCACUCGUUAUUGUUAUUUUAUUGUGUUACUUUUUAUUUUAUUUAGUAAAUAUUUUCUCAACUCUAUUUCUUGAACUGCAUUGUUGGUUAAGGGCUUGUAAGUAAGCAUUUCACGGUAAGGUCUACACCUGUUGUAUUCGGCGCAUGUAAUUUUCAAGCAGAUUUAUGUCAAAACUGUAACUAAGCCACUCAGGAACAUUCAAUGUUGACUUGGUAAGCAACUCCAGUGUAUAUUUGGCCUGGUGUUUUAGAUUAUUGUCCUCCUGAAAGGUGAAUUUGUCUCCCAGUGUCUGUUGGAAUGCAGACUGAACCAGGUUAUACUCUAGGAUAUUGCCUGUGCUUAGCUCUAUUCAGUUUCUUUUUAUACUAAAAAAACUCCUUGGUCCUUGCCGAUGACCAGCAUACCCAUAACAUGAUGCAGCCACCACCAUGCUUGAAAAUAUGAUGUGGUACUCAGUAAUGUUGUAUUUGCCCCAAACAUAACACUUUGUAUUCAGGACAAAGUGACUUUAGUGCCUUGUUGCAAACAGAAUGCAUGUUUUGGUAUAUAUUUUUUAAUAUUUUUCUGUGCAGGCUUCCUUCUUUUCACACUCAUUAUAUUAACGUAACUACAAUGUUGUUGGUCCAUCCUCAGUUUUCUCCUAUCACAGCAUGUAACUGUUUUAAAGUCACCAUUGGCCGGGCCUCCCGAGUGGCGUGGCGGUCUAAGGCACUGCAUCGCAGUGAUAGAGGCGUCACUACAGACCCGGGUUUGAUCCCGGGCUGUAUCACAACCUGCCGUAAAUCGUGAGUCCCAUAGGGCGGCGCACAAUUGGCCCAGCGUCAUCCGGGUUAGAUGAAGGUUUGGCACUUAACCCUAAUUGCUCAUGUAAGUCGCUCUGUAUAAGAGCGUCUGCUAAAUUACUAAAAUGUAAAUGUUUGGCUGGGGUGGCUUUACUUGGCUCAUCGCGCUCUAGGGACUCCUUGUGGCGGGGUGCCUGCAGGCUGACCUCGGUCGUCAGCUGGACGGUGUGUCCUCCGUCACAUUGGUGCGGCUGGCUUCUGGGUUAAGUGGGCGGGUGUUAAGAAAGGCGUGUUGGCGGGUCAUGUUUCAGAGGACGCAUGACUCGACCUUCGCCUCCCAAGCCCGUUGGGGAGUUGCAGCGAUGAGACAAGAUCGAAAAAGGGGGUAAAAUAAAAAUGUGCCAAACAAAAUCACCAUUGGCCUCAUGGUGAAAUCCCUGAGCAGUUUCCUUCCUCUCCGGCAACUGAGUUAGGAAGGACGCCUGUAUCUUUGUAGUGACUGGGUGUAUUGAUGCACCAUUGAAAGUGUAAUUAAUAACUUCACCAUGCUCAAAGAGAUAUUCAAUGUCUGCUUCUUUUUUUUUUUUUUACCCAUCUACCAAUAGGUGCCCUUCUUUGCGAGGCAUUGGAAAACCUCCCUGGUCUUUGUGGUUGAAUCUGUGUUUGAAAUUCACUGCUCGACUGAGGGACUUUUCAGAUAAUUGUAUGUGUGGGGUACAGAGAUGAGGUAGUCAUUCAAAAAUCAUGUUAACCACUAUUAUUGCACACAGAGUGAGUCCAUGCAAUUUAUUAUGUGACUUGUUAAGUACAUUUUAACUCCUGAACUUAUUCAGGCUUGCUAUAACAGAGGUUAAAUACUUAUUGACUAAAGACAUUUCAGCCUUUAAUUUCUAAAAACAUAAUUCCACUUGGACAUUAUGGGUUAUUGUGUGUAGGCCAGUGACACAAAAUCUCAAUUUAAUCCAUUUUAAAUUCAGGCUGUAACACAACAAAAUGUGAAAAAAGUCAAGGGAGGUAAAUACUUUCUGAAAGCACUGUAUACGUGUUACAUAUUUGUCUUGGAUUGUUUUGAAGGUGUUCGAUAUCUGACCAAACACUUCGUUUCUCAUCAUACCUUCCAUCUCUCUCUCUCUCUUGCAGAUUCUCUCCCAAACCAAUCAGAACCAUUCAUCGCAGCAUGCCCCUUCCUCUUCUUCCUCCUCCCAGGUUCAUCCUCCCCCAGGCCCCACCCCUGCCCAGUUCAUCCUGCACAGCUCUCUCCCAUUGGUGGGCUGCACCAAAACCCUGCCCAGCCACCUGCACCCUGGCAUGUCUAUGGGUGGCGGCUGUGCCCAGACCCCGCCCCCUCCCAUGCCCUCUGGGUUCUCGGGAGGGUCUGGGGGCUGUAGUGAUAUAGGCUGGGACAACGAGAGCAAGGACCCUGACAAGGUAGCACCAUUAAAAACCAUGUCUUUCUACUGCUCCCAUAUCUUCCAAUUACUGGUGUGUGUGUGUGGAAUGGAAUAAGGUCAUCAGACUAUCAGUACAGUACUGCAUAGUGUCUUCACGAUACCAGAAUGUUUACUUCAUUACCGAUACCAGGUUUAGUAUCACGAUGCUCGAUACCAAAACGAUACCACGGCAAAAAAGGCAUAUUAGCCAAAGUCACAGAAUGGCACUUGAUCCAGACAGAUGGACUCAGCUACUGCUCUGUUGAAUCGUUGAGUUCAAUAUCAUUACAUUUGCAUUUUUUCGCAUACAAUUUUUUCAGAGACAGCCAUGUAUGCAUUAAUGAAUCAAUUAUACAAUCAUGCAAUCAGUUUGACUUUGUUUUUACCAUUUUAUUUGAAUGGUAAAUCUUUAUUGGGUAAAUCAAGCUGUAUCAUAUUCAAUAGGAGUGUGUGAAUGCGUUGAGUUAUUGAACUUGUUUUGGGUGAUUCCAUGGGGCUACAGAUGACAAACCAUUUCCCAUCCAUUUGGGACACAUUUUAUUGUGUUCAUCAACAACAUUUGCAUAGAAGUAGCUUUUUUCAUAAAAAUGUGUGUUGUCUCUUCAACCAGUAAUGAUGUCAUUCAUGAAACAGUCAGUUCACUGACGGAGAGAUGUGACAGACAGACCGAAAUAAGUGAAUCCAUGAAGUUUUUAGUAGCAAUCAGCUUUGAAAUCAACAUAUUCUGCGUUAUAGUUUGCAUAUUAUCACAAAGUCUAGGGUAGUGAAUUGAUGUUAGCUUUAGCUGUCACCUAGCAAGGAAAGUUAGCCUACAAAGCUGGACACUGUAUAUUCUUCCAUUGUAAAGGGUUCUAGCCUGUAUCGAUCGACAUUGUUUUGCGAACAGUAAUGAACAGUUUCAACAUCUACAUGCCUUGUCGAAUUAUUCAAGUCUGUUAAUUUCUGUGCAGCAUGAGUGGGGAGCUAACAUGAUGCAGCCCAGACUCCCAGUGCACACUAGCAAUAAGCAAGUGGAGCAGGCACUGUGGGCGCUAUAAUAAGGGGUCGGCUGCGCUGAUAAGACAGGCUUGAUCCGUGAGACACAUUUGACAGAAGUACCGAAAGUAACAAAUUCUACUGCAAAACAGUUUUUCAUGUUCUGGUAUUGAAAGGGUACUGACGUUUUGGUAUACCGUGCAACACUGGUAUACACUGCACCUCUUAUUUUAUUUUUCUCUCUCUCGCUCUCAGUACCUGAAGAAGCUCCACACUCAAGAGCGUGCGGUGGAGGAGGUGAAGCUGGCCAUUAAGCCCUACUACCAGCGUAAAGAUAUUAACAAGGACGACUACAAGGACAUCCUGAGGAAGGCAGUGCACAAGGUAACCCAGCCCUCUAACCCUAAACCUGCUUUAGCUGCAUUACAUUGUUAUUACAUGGUUUAGCACAAUGUUAGUGUGAUGACAUGGUUUAAGUACGGUGUUAUUACAUGGUUUAAGUACGCUGUUAUUACAUGGUUUAGUACAGUGUUAUUACAUGCUUAGUAUAUUAUUACAUGGCUUAGUAGUGUUACAUGAUUUAGUAUAGUGUUAUUACAUGGUUUUGUACAGAGUUAACUGUGUUAUUCGAUGGUGUAAAACACCUUAUUUUAUGAAUGACUUAAUAAACAGUUGGUUCAGUAGUUGAAUCAGGUGUGUUAAUGCUGGGCUGGAACAAAAAAGUCUGCUCAGCAAUGGUUAGGCUUUUGGGUUUAGGCUGUAGUGUCUCUCAGUAACAGAGUGUAGGUGCAUUUUGUUCUGUAGGAAUAACAAUUGCUGUUCAACCUGUUUGUGACUUGCACAUUUUAAAAAGAUUGGCAAACACAAUUUAAAAGAUUGGCAUAAUUACUAGACUGAGUAGUGUGGUGUCGAUACAAUUACUUUGAUGUGUUUGUGAAUGUUUAUAGAAUUUCCAUAAACAGGUAUUGGCAGUUGUUGGAAGUGUGGUAUAUUUAAGCAAUAAGGCCCGAGGGGGUGUGUUAUAUUGGCCAAUACACUGAACAAAAAUAUAAACGCAACAUGUUAAGUGUUGGUCCCAUGUUUCAUGAGCUGAAAUAAAAUAUAUAUAUAAAAAAAAAACAUAUGCACAAAAAGCUUAUUUCUCUCAAAUUUUGUGCACAAAUUUGCUUACAUCCCUGUUAGUGAGUAUUUCUCCUUUGCAAAGAUAAUCCAUCCACCUGACAGGUGUGGCAUAUCAAGAAGCUUAUUAAACAGCAUGAUCAUUACACAGUUGCACCUUAUGCUGGGGACAAUUAAAGGUCACUCUAAAAUGUGCAGUUUUGUCACACAACACAAUGCCACAGAUGUCUCAAGUUUUGAUGGAGCGUGCAAUUGGCAUGCUGACUGCAGGAAUGUCCAGCAGAGCUGUUGCCAGAGAAUUGAAUGUUCACAAGCCACGUCCAAUGCCGUUUUAGAGAAUUUGGCAGUAUGUCCAACUGGCCUCACAACUGUAGACCAUGUGUAACCACGCCAGCCAAGGAUGUCCACAUCCGGCUUCUUCACCUGCGGGAUCGUCUGAGACCAGCCACCUGGACGGACAGCUGAUGAAACUGUGGGUUUGCACAACCGAAGAAUUUCUGCACAAACUGUCAUAAAUCGUCUCAGGGAAGCUCAUCUGCGUGCUCUUCGUCCUCACCAGGAUCUUGAACUGACUGCAGUUUGGCGUCGUAACUGACUUCAGUGGGCAAAUACUCACCUUCGAUGGCCACUGGCACGCUGGAGAAGUGUGCUCUUCAUGGAUGAAUCCUGGUUUCAAUUGUACUGUGCAGACGUGUGGGCGAGCGGUUUGCUGAUGUCAACGUUGUGAACAGAGUGCCCCAUGGUGGGGUUAUGGUAUGGGCAGGCAUAAGCUAUGGACAACUAACACGAUUGCAUUUUCUCUAAGGCAACUUGAAUGCACAGAGAUACCGUGAUGAGAUCCUGAUGCCCAUUGUUGUGCCAUUUAUCCGCAGCCGUCACCACAUGUUUCAGCAUAAUAAUGCACGGCCCCAUGUCGCAAGGAUGUGUACACAAUUCCUGGAAGCUGAAAAUGUCCCAGUUCUUUUAUGGCCUGCAUACUCACCAGACAUGUCACCCAUUGAGCAUGUUUGGGAUGCACUGGAUCAACAUUUACGACAGCAUGUUCCAGUUCCCGCCAAUAUCCAGCAACUUCUCACAGCCAUUGAAGAGGAGUGGGACAACAUUCCACAGGCCACAAUCAACAGCCUGAUCAACUCUAUGCGACGGAGAUGUGUCGCGCUGCAUGAGGCAAAUGGUGGUCACACCAGAUACUGACUGGUUUUCUGAUCCACGCCCAUACAUUAAGGUAUCUGUGACCAACAGAUGCAUAUCUGUAUUCCCAGUCAUGUGAAAUCCAUAGAUUAGGGCCUAAUGAAUUUAUUUCCUUCAUAUGAACUGUGACUCAGUAGAAUCUUUGUAUGUUGUUUAUAUUUUUGUUCAGUGUACUGUGGCCAAGGGCUGUUCUUAUGCACGACACGAAGCCGUAUAUUGGCCAUAUACCACAAACCUCAGAGGUGCCUUAUUGCUGCUAUAAACUGGUUUCCAACAUAAAAAGAACAGUAAGCAAGUAUUUUUGCAUCAUACCCGUGGUAUACAGUGGGGAAAAAAGUAUUUAGUCAGCCACCAAUUGUGCAAGUUCUCCCACUUAAAAAGAUGAGAGAGGCCUGUAAUUUUCAUCAUAGGUACACGUCAACUAUGACAGACAAAUUGAGGAAAAAAAUUCCAGAAAAUCACAUUGUAGGAUUUUUUAUGAAUUUAUUUGCAAAUUAUGGUGGAAAAAUAAGUAUUUGGUCACCUACAAACAAGCAAGAUUUCUGGCUCUCACAGACCUGUAACUUCUUCUUUAAGAGGCUCCUCUGUCCUCCACUCGUUACCUGUAUUAAUGGCACCUGUUUGAACUUGUUAUCAGUAUAAAAGACACCUGUCCACAACCUCAAACAGUCACACUCCAAACUCCACUAUGGCCAAGACCAAAGAGCUGUCAAAGGACACCAGAAACAAAAUUGUAGACCUGCACCAGGCUGGGAAGACUGAAUCUGCAAUAGGUCAGCAGCUUGGUUUGAAGAAAUCAACUGUGGGAGCAAUUAUUAGGAAAUGGAAGACAUACAAGACCACUGAUAAUCUCCCUCGAUCUGGGGCUCCGCGCAAGAUCUCACCCCGUGGGGUCAAAAUGAUCACAAGAACGGUGAGCAAAAAUCCCAGAACCACACGGGGGGACCUAGUGAAUGACCUGCAGAGAGCUGGGACCAAAGUAACAAAGCCUACCAUCAGUAACACACUACGCCGCCAGGGACUCAAAUCCUGCAGUGCCAGAUGUGUCCCCCUGCUUAAGCCAGUACAUGUCCAGGCCCGUCUGAAGUUUGCUAGAGUGCAUUUGGAUGAUCCAGAAGAGGAUUGGGAGAAUGUCAUAUGGUCAGAUGAAACCAAAAUAGAACUUUUUGGUGGUAACUCAACUCGUCGUGUUUGGAGGACAAAGAAUGCUGAGUUGCAUCCAAAGAACACCAUACCUACUGUGAAGCAUGGGGGUGGAAACAUCAUCCUUUGGGGCUGUUUUUUUGCAAAGGGACCAGGACGACUGAUCCGUGUAUAGGAAAGAAUGAAUGGGGCCAUGUAUCAUGAGAUUUUGAGUGAAAACCUCCUUCCAUCAGCAAGGGCAUUGAAGAUGAAACGUGGCUGGGUCUUUCAGCAUGACAAUGAUCCCAAACACACCGCCCGGGCAACGAAGGAGUGGCUUCGUAAGAAGCAUUUCAAGGUCCUGGAGUGGCCUAGCCAGUCUCCAGAUCACAACCCCAUAGAAAAUCUUUGGAGGGAGUUGAAAGUCUGUGUUGCCCAGCGACAGCCCCAAAACAUCACUGCUAUAGAGGAGAUCUGCAUGGAGGAAUGGGCCAAAAUAUCAGCAACAGUGUGUGAAGACUUACAGAAAAUGUUUGACCUGUGUCAUUGCAAACAAAGGGUAUAUAACAAAGUAUUGAGAAACGUUUGUUAUUGACCAAAUACUUAUUUUCCACCAUAAUUUGCAAAUAAAUUCAUAAAAAAUCCUACAAUGUGAUUUUCUGGAUUUUCUUUUCUCAUUUUGUCUGUCAUAGUUGACGUGUACCUAUGAUGAAAAUUACAGGCCUCUCUCAUCUUUUUAAGUGGGAGAACUUGCACAAUUGGUGGCUGAUUAAAUACUUUUUUUCCCCCACUGUAUUGUCUAAUAUACACACGGCUGAAAUGCUGUUUCAGCCAAUCAGCAUCCAGAAUGCAAACUACCCAGAAUAUGUAACUAUGUUCCAGCAGUUACAAUUUGAAGUAAUUACAGCGUAAUUACUGUGUAGUUACAGUUUAACAACCAUUUGAUAUAUAGUGUGUUUAUGACUAAUACUGACCUAUGUGUGGUUGUCUUUGCUUCUCAGAUCUGCCACAGUCGAACAGGAGAGAUCAACCCGGUCAAGGUGAGCAACCUGGUCAAGCUUUACGUUCAGAGGUACAAGUACUUCAGGAAGCACGGUCGAAAGAUGGACGAGGAAGAGAGGGAGGACAGAGAGAUGGAUUCCUCCUAUUGA
Messenger RNA from Coregonus sp. 'balchen', 15510 nucleotides. The record is from the annotation of a GenBank genome assembly. NCBI's taxonomy places the organism in Eukaryota, Metazoa, Chordata, Actinopteri, Salmoniformes, Salmonidae.